ACCUUCCAUUGGUUUACAUUUCGCCCGGAGCCUGGUUUUCUCACAAAAGCAAAAAUCUUCAAAACACAAUUCAAAAUAUUCAGUACAAUAAUGGUAUGGCAAAGAAAGGCCGUAAAGUGAUUAUUUUCACGCGAUCAAGUGUAAAUCAAGGGAACGAGUGCGGUGGCGACGUCGCGCAGCCCGAAGAAGGCCAAAAAUCAAUAAGCGUGUAAAAUUUGUAAACACGGCAAGCCCUCGACCAGCCUCUGUAGGUUGCUCUACGCGAAACCACCCGGCCACUCCCCCAGUGAACUGUGACCGCCAGCUGCCCGAAAAAAAGGGGCAAGUCGUGGCCGUAAAACCGCAGAAGUACCCAUUAGCCUCCGAAAUGAUUACCAGCUUUGCGCUGCCCUUGCUGCUGAUGGUCGCGGGAGCAGCAGCCACCGCGGAGCAGGUGGAGUACCUGGAUCCCCGACCACAGCACUCCUCUCCAGCGGAGCACCGCCUCAGCAAACGCAUGGAUCUGGAGGUGUGCAUAGGCCACUUUGACGUCCAUAAAAACACGAUAAUCCGAACCGGGGAGUCUCAGGCGAUUGGUGGCAAGUACCUCCAGGGUCUCGAGCUGGACACCAUCGAGGAGUGCGAAAGGCUGUGCUGCGAGACGGUCGCCUGUGAUGUGUACAUCUUCGAGCGGAAGGCCGGAGGCUACUGCUAUCUCUUCGAGUGUGGUCCUCCGGAAGACUUCCGGUGCAAGUUCACCCGUCACGCCAACUACACAAGUGCCGUUCUGAACCCGCAGCCGAAGCAGACCAGCGAGCAGGUCAGCACUCCGCGACCGCAGUUGCCCCACAUUCCGAGCAACAAUGUUUCGCAGCAGGAAUGGGAGCUGAGCAACCUGAAGUUGAAGCCGGAAGCGAGGGACAAGCCCACAGUUUCCACCACUGCGGUGGUGGCGCCCACAUCUGGAACGGGAGUGGUUGCGAGCCAGUCGGCAGUUUACCAAGCUCAGAGUGUUCCCGCUGCGCAUUGUGGGCGCUUCCAGUUCACCUGCCACUCCGGAGAGUGCAUCGCGGUCUACAAUGCCUGCGAUGGAAUACCCCAGUGCGAGGAUGGGAGCGACGAGGGGCCGGAAUGCAACGCCGUAUCGUCGACGGCCACAAAACCGAGCGGUGGCAGCGGCAAUUUGGAGCCCGUGAAGCCCAUGGUUCAGCAAUAUCUGCCCGUGCAGAACGUGCAACAGCAGCUGCAGGUCGUGGCCCAGCAGCAACAGCAGCAGCAACAACAGCAGCAGCAACAACCACCGCAGCAACCACAACAUGUCAUUGUUUUGGGCCCACCACCCCCACCGCCGCCUCCGCCGCCCAUGGUGAACAAUCGGGAAGACGCCGCCGCCUGGGCGAACCGCAAGAUGAUAGCCGAGGGGCAGCAGCAGCAGCAACAGCCUCUGCCACAGCAGCAACUGCAGAUGCAACAGACACCUCUGCAAAAGGCGGAGAUCAUAAGCACGGAUGAGCAGAGCCACAUCUUCAGCCACAAAGGCGGCCUCCAACUGCAGCAGCCGGCGAGUGGGCAGGGGCAACUGCAGGUUCAGGGGCAGGUCCAGGGAGCAGCGCCGGUCCAGGUUCAGGGGCAAUCAACACCGCUCCAAUUGUCCCCCGGCUACGAUGGCAAUCAAGCCAUGUAUGGCAUGUCGCUGCCGCGCUCCGGAAUUUACUUAUCACAGCAGCAACAUCAGCCCCAGCCGCCCCUGCAGGCCCUGUCCCCUGGCCAGCAGCAGGUGCCAUCCAAUGUUAUGUGGCCCCCACAAACGCCGAUGGCCGCGCAGCAACAGUCGCCGGUGCAGCAGCAGCCCUCGCUGAUGCCGCAGCAACCUGGUCAUGCCUACGCUGCCGCUCCCGCCAUCCAGUCUGCGCCUGCUCCACAACAAGCCAUGCUGCCUGUCCUGAACGCAGCCCCCGCCCCCGGGAAAAACCAGGGCCUGGCUGAAGACGGGGACUACGAGGACUACGACGAGGAAACCUUCACAGAAGCACCCAAGAAGAAGCAGCACAAGCACAAGAAGCUCAAGGCGAAGACGGCCAAGGAUCCCAUCGAACUGGCCUUGGAGCAAAAUAAGCAACAGCAGGAGGCAUCCCUGCCAGCUCUACCCGUUCCCGUUUCUCCAGUGCACGAACAAUACAAGAUGAUCCACGAGAACCUGGCGAUGGAGUUUCGGGACCACGACGGGCACUCGGAGCGUCCCGGAGGAGCCGUCCUCUCGCUGACCCUGGGUCUGCUGGUGACCGCCGCUCUGGCCAUUCUCAUAGGAUGCAGGAUGCGGACGGUGAGCCGCAGGGCUCGACGACUGGGCGGCAAGACGCCCUACUCUCAGGAGGCCGACUUCCUGGUCAACGGCAUGUACCUCUAAGCCAGUUGCCAGCGGGGUGGGACGGGGCUUGCCAAGAUUCUUUGAGCUGUACCCCUGGCGAGGAGCGUGCCCAUGUUUGUGUUUAAUAGUGUAAUGAGUAACAUAUUUUAUAUAAACAAAGAUAUAUCUAAUAAAAUUAAAACUUAAAGUAAA
Molecule: messenger RNA, 2539 nt
Organism: Drosophila biarmipes
Lineage: Eukaryota; Metazoa; Arthropoda; Insecta; Diptera; Drosophilidae
Product: ataxin-2 homolog
Exons: 6
Coding region: 368-2386 (672 amino acids)
Molecular function (GO): protein binding
Source: RefSeq, a predicted model, not a curated record